This is a messenger RNA of Lichtheimia ornata, 1257 nucleotides long. RefSeq lists its product as uncharacterized. Bases 1 to 1257 code for a protein of 418 amino acids. NCBI's taxonomy places the organism in Eukaryota, Fungi, Mucoromycota, Mucoromycetes, Mucorales, Lichtheimiaceae. The transcript is spliced from 7 exons. Gene Ontology annotation, biological process: regulation of transcription by RNA polymerase II. The record is from RefSeq and is a predicted model, not a curated record.
AUGAUAGCUGACGAGGAUACCUGCGCAAUCUGUGACGACCCGGUGUCUACAACAUCAAACCAAAUCAUCUACUGUGAUGGCAAAGAUUGCAACAUGCCUGUUCAUCAACGCUGUUACGGAGUGGCGGAAAUUCCAGAAGGCGACUGGUUGUGCCAACGAUGUCGUGCUGCCAAAUUCAGAAAAAGAGUGGUGGUGAUUUGCUGCCCUAUGCAAACGGGUCCCCUGAAACGAUUAAGCAGAGAAUCCAACGAGUAUAUCCAUGUUACUUGCGCGAUGCUCAACAAAGACGUGCACCACCAAAAUGGACCGUAUACCCUGAGGAGAAGCGCGCUCAACCAAAAUACAUGCUGCUUCUGUAAUAGAAAACAAGGUCUAUGUAUUGGAUGUGGGAAUCAAGAGUGCUCAAGGUAUUUCCAUGUAACAUGUGGUGUCAAUGCUGGUGCAAUUACGUUGCGACCUUCAAUGCCUGCCAAUCAACCGCAAUUUUGUCUUCAGCACUUGCCAAAUGACCCUGCCAACGGGAUAAAGAAAACGCUGCCACCAUCAACACCUACUCUACCACCACCACCACCACCACCCAUGGCCAAAACAGUACCUAUGAAACGACCAUUGCACGAGAAACAAGAACCUGUUUUCUCCUUUCUUGGUGAUAGCGAGGAUUCGGAUGAUGCAAUGGGUAUGGCAUUGGGACUCAAAGGUGCAAAGAAACAACAUGUAUCCAAGAACGACAAUGAACGAGAGCGCUCUCGACCACUCAACAAUCCCAAUCGACCUUCCUUGCCAUCUUCAAAACCAUCAGCUCCAUCACCACAAACAACUACAGCAUUGAAAAAGAAGACCUCUUCCUCCUCCGCAAUUCAUCCAUCCGUAACAACAACAUCCACCACCCCAUCGAGUACUUCAGCAUUCGCCAACACAACAGCAACAACGCCUACUCCAUCUCAUCAAUCAUCAUCAUCAUCAGAAGAAAAAGUAUUAUUAGCAGAGAAAAAGUUGGAGGAAGCAAAGAAGGAAAUCAAACGGUUGAAUGAAGAGCUGGAACGACAUGAACAGCUACGGCAAAAGGUCGCCAAGAUAUUCAUGUCACUCAACAUUUCAACCACCAAUGGCACAUUUCCGACAAAUGAGAAUACCGAGCAAUACAUCAACAUCAUGCAUGAAACGCUAGAACGCAUUGGACGACCCACCAAUCAAGAAUGGUCUGAAAUUGCAAAGUUUUCAAAGGCAUUGGCAUUUCGUGGGCCUAGGCAUCAUUGA